GGUAAAGUUAGAAACCGAUAACCAAAACUCUUCCUUUCUCGCAUUCCUCUCCGCCUCUCGUUUCAGCCCCCGUCGUCGUCUCCACGAUCGACGACGCUUCACCUCCGACCACCACCGAUCCUCACUCCGAGUUCCGAUUCCGGCAAAUCCCCCUAUUCUCUACUCAAAUUCUCGAUCUUUCCCCUCUAAUUCAAAACCCUAAUUUUCGAAUUUCGCACCAAGAUCUAGUCUUUAUCGAUGGACGCGACUAGGGUUUGCUCGGAGGUUCCCGGAUCUUCGAAAUCGACCGUCACCUCUCUCACGGAGUCGACCUCUCGCACGGAGACCAUCAACGGCUCACACGAGUUCAAGAUCAGCGGCUACUCUCUCGCCAAAGGGAUGGGGAUAGGCAAGUACGUGGCUUCCGAUACGUUCAUGGUCGGUGGAUACUCGUGGGCGAUCUACUUCUACCCGGAUGGGAAGAGUCCUGAGGAUAACUCUGUCUACGUGUCUCUGUUUAUAGCUUUGGCGAGCGAAGGGGCUGAUGUUAAGGCUUUGUUUGAGCUGACGCUUGUGGAUCAGAGUGGUAAUGAGAGGCAUAAGGUUCAUAGCCAUUUCGGUAGGACUCUUGAGAGCGGGCCUUAUACUCUUAAGUACAGAGGAAGUAUGUGGGGAUACAAGCGGUUUUUCAAGAGGACGCUUCUGGAGUCAUCGGACUAUCUCAAGGACAAUUGCCUCUUGGUCCGGUGCUGUGUGGGCGUGGUGAAGUCACAUACCGAGGGACCGAGGAGUUACAAUAUCCCGGUGCCGGUUUCCGACUUGGGUCAUCAGUUUGGAAAGCUUUUGGAGAGUGGAAAAGGUGUUGAUGUUACAUUCCAAGUUGAUGGUGAAACGUUUCCUGCUCACACGUUGGUUCUUGCAGCUCGUUCUCCAGUUUUCAGGGCACAGCUUUUUGGCCCGUUGAAGAACCAAAAUACCAAACGCAUAGACAUAGAAGACAUGGAAGCUCCCAUUUUCAAGAUGUUCCUACAUUUUAUCUACUGGGACGAGUUGCCUGAUAUGGAAGACAUAAUGGGGACAGACUUGAAAUGGGCAUCGACCCUUGUGGCUCAGCAUCUUCUUGCAGCUGCAGACCGUUAUGCACUUGAGCGGCUUAGAACAAUCUGCGAGUCAAAACUCUGUGAAGGAAUCAGCAUAAACACAGUAGCGACCACCUUGGCUUUGGCAGAGCAGCAUCAUUGUUUCCAGCUAAAAGCUGCCUGUCUCAAAUUCAUAGCGUUGCCACAAAACCUGAAAGCUGUGAUGGAAACGGAUGGGUUUGAUUAUCUCAAGGAAAGCUGCCCGUGCUUACUAAGUGAGCUGCUGGAGUAUGUAGCUAGGCUGAGUGAGCAUUCUUUAACAUCAACGGGGCAGAGGAAGGAGUUGUAUGCUGAUGGUGGUGACGUGAAUGGGAGACGAGUGAAGCAGCGGUUACACUAAGUAACUAACUUUGAGGAAGAGACUGAUCAUGUUGGAGGAAACAUCUUUGGUAAACAGAAUUGUAGAAGAGUGGAGAUUUGUUGUGUAUUUGUCAUUUGUAAAAUGAUCAGUGAUUAAUGAUCGGUGUUGUGUCUAGCACGUAGAAUGAAAUGUUGUUUUUGUAUUUUUUGUACUUUUUUGCCCUAAAGGGUAUUGACUAAAACCGCUUCUCUCAAUGAAAAGUUUCAUGCAACCUAAGUGAUGAAUCGAGGACUUGUGAAAGUU
This is a messenger RNA of Brassica oleracea var. oleracea, 1722 nucleotides long. RefSeq names its product BTB/POZ and MATH domain-containing protein 2. Gene Ontology annotation, biological process: protein ubiquitination. The transcript has 4 exons. The coding region runs from base 238 to 1458 and encodes 406 amino acids. The record is from RefSeq and is a predicted model, not a curated record. Gene Ontology annotation, molecular function: protein binding. NCBI's taxonomy places the organism in Eukaryota, Viridiplantae, Streptophyta, Magnoliopsida, Brassicales, Brassicaceae.